GCCAGCGUGAUGCUACGGCCACGGCCACGAUCCCCGCCCAGCACGAGGGUUUCAGUGUGGUAGCUCAGGUUGGCCUGCAAUCAGAGCGGACUUCCCAGAGGAGGCAGUACAGUCUCAGUGCGAAAGGUGGAGGGGGGACCGGGCAGCAGGAACCGCACAGUUAGGACUGGGAACAUAGGAGGUGCCUGAAGCAGUCAAACCCGGAGCAUGCAAGUGUGGGGUUUUUGUUCUCCCCAGCCUGUAGGGGUGCCUUGGAAAGGUCACGAAAAGGCCCUCUCCCCUACCCCCUUCCCUGCCGUGGUGCAUCUUUUGGAGGGAACUGGUAAACUGAACAGGAAAUAGCUCAGAAACAGCAGGGCAUCGACCCAGAAACCCAACCGGCCACCUCCCCUUAAACCGGGGAAAAGGAAGAGCGUUUAACAAAUGUGGGGGUUUGUAGCCCCAGGGGAUACGGCAGUGACCCAGCCACACGGUGCGCUUGGUGCUGAGGUUCUGGCCAGAUUCAUAUUUCGCCUGAUGGGGCAUGGUGGCCCCAGGGGCUGUCCCCAGCCCACCAGCCUUUGCUCCCUGCAGGGAAGGGAAGGUUUCAGGGCAACAGUAAGAGCCCCUUAGUCUCUGAAAUACCCAAUGCGGGCCUUUAGUUGAGACCACCUUCAGCAUUCUCUGUGGCUGAAGAAAUCAGGCACCUAAGGGUGCCCACCCGGGGUUUGGGGGACCUUGCUGCGAGCCCUUAACUCCGGUCAGCCGAACGGUAAACAACGUGGCCCCAGACACGGUGCGCUCUGGUUUCCAGAAGGCGGCUAACUGCCCAAACUCGGCCCUGGGGGUAGGGCGGGCUCGGUCUCCUGGACCGCCGGACCUGCGGGGUUGCUGUGCGCACGCGCCUCCUUCCGAAAGGGCGGGGCGGGUCCUGCCCACUCCUUGCGUCCUAUGCCCGCGCGUGCGCAGGGAGGCCCCCCACCCCACCUCGUCCUUCCAGAGCGGCGUGAGCGAGGCGGCGGUACCAUGGCCCUGGAGGCGAUCCGCUACUCCCGGGGCUCGCUGGAGAUCCUCGACCAGCUGCUGCUGCCCCAGCACAGCCGCUACGAGGCAGUGGGCUCGGUGCGCCAGGCCUGGGAGGCUAUCCGCGCCAUGAAGGUGCGCGGCGCCCCGGCCAUCGCGCUCGUGGGCUGUCUCAGCCUCGCCGUGGAGCUGCAGGCGGGUGCGGGGGGACCGGGCCUCGCCGCACUGGUGGCUUUCGUGCGCGACGCGCUGAGCUUCCUGGUCACCGCUCGGCCCACCGCGGUCAACCUGGCCCGCGCGGCCAGUCAGCUGGCCGACGCCGCAGCCUUGGAGGCCGAGCGCGAGGGCGCCACGGAAGAGACGGUCCGGGAGAGAGUGAUCUGCUGUGCCGAGGACAUGUUGGAGAAAGACCUCAAAGACAAUCGGAGCAUCGGGGACCUAGGAGCCCGCCACCUCCUGGAGCAGGUGGCUCCUGGGGGCGGCAAGGUGACCGUGUUGACCCACUGCAACACUGGUGCCCUGGCCACUGCUGGCUAUGGCACAGCCCUGGGGGUGAUCCGCUCGCUGCACACCCUGGGCCGUCUGGACCACGCCUUCUGCACGGAGACCCGGCCCUACAACCAGGGAGCCCGGCUGACUGCCUUCGAGCUGGUCUAUGAGCAGAUCCCCGCCACGCUCAUCGCCGACAGCACGGCAGCAGCCGCCAUGGCCCACAGAGGGGUGUCAGCCGUCAUCGUAGGAGCCGACCGCGUGGUUGCCAACGGUGACACAGCCAACAAGGUGGGCACCUACCAGCUGGCCAUCGCUGCCAAGCACCACGGCAUCCCCUUCUACGUGGCUGCCCCCAGCUCCUCGUGCGACCUCCAUCUGGAGACAGGCAGGGACAUCGUCAUCGAGGAGCGCCCAGGGCGGGAGCUGACCGACGUCAACGGGGUCAGGAUUGCAGCCCCCGGGAUUGGGGUUUGGAAUCCUGCCUUCGAUAUCACCCCCCACAACCUCAUCACCGGCGGCAUCAUCACAGAACUGGGGGUCUUUGCUCCUGAGGAGCUCCGGGCAGCCCUAAGCACCACCGUCUCCUGAGGGUGGGUACCCCCGCUGGACCCCAGAAGUAACCAAGCUGACUCUCCAUAUCCUGCCCCCAUUCCCUUAGGUUUUGUAAUAAACUUAUUCAUCGAA
Lynx canadensis (Canada lynx) is the source of this 2178-nucleotide messenger RNA. RefSeq names its product methylthioribose-1-phosphate isomerase 1 (gene MRI1). Gene Ontology annotation, molecular function: S-methyl-5-thioribose-1-phosphate isomerase activity. NCBI's taxonomy places the organism in Eukaryota, Metazoa, Chordata, Mammalia, Carnivora, Felidae. The record is from RefSeq and is a predicted model, not a curated record. Bases 931 to 2082 code for a protein of 383 amino acids. The transcript has 6 exons.